This is a messenger RNA of Paramuricea clavata, 16767 nucleotides long. The record is from the annotation of a GenBank genome assembly. Lineage: Eukaryota; Metazoa; Cnidaria; Anthozoa; Malacalcyonacea; Plexauridae.
UUAAAAUAUCAUGAAAGUAUGGAGUCUGUAUUAUUAUAAACCACAAAGUACAACACAACGAUAUGUGGCUUAUUUUGAAAUAAAGGCACUUUAAUAGGAGGAAUGUGGUGUUAUAACCUGACUAAAAACCAUGGCUUAUUGCUUCUGAUAUAUAUUAUUGUCGGUAUUGAUUCGCUAACGUCGUCUACGGCCGAUUGUGACUGCUCAGGUAGAAUUGUACAGAAUGCUAAAUGUUCAAAACAAACUAACUGUACAUUGGUUUGCAACGACGGAUAUUGGGGGACAGAUUGUAAAUACGGACGCAUAAGGUAUUCCUCUUUAUUUAAUUAUACUUUUCAGAGUUUAGAAGAGAUUUUAAACAAGAAAUUAAGCCGUAUUCUCCGUCUACUAUUGACUUCAUUUUUAAUUUUAAUGUGACAAGUACUGUUUGACAUACACUCGAGUAAUUUGAGUAAGUUAAAUCUUAUUUACAAUUUAAUCUGUAAAGUUUUAUAAAGUGUUGUUAUUACCGAUGGAAGGAUAUCGUUUAAAUAUGUCAAACUUGCCGUUUUUUAAAGGUUUUGGGGAACAAUUUUAUUAAAAUAUAUUGUAUAUAUAAUGUAUUAAUUAAUAAGGCAGAAACCUUUAAUUUUUAAGACCUUUAAUUCUGGCAUAGUUACGUGUGUGAUUACUUCUUUUAAAUUUGGUUUAUUUUGUGUGGUUUUGAAAAUAUUAAAAUGCAUGUAGAAAUUGAACAUUACUAAAAAAGCAUCCUUUCCCUACGGAUACGUUUUCAAUUCGGACAAAAGUGUUUUUGUUCUUGGUACUAUUAAAGAGUAGGCUAUAUUUUAUCUCCUUUCAAAGCCACAGAAUAAUUAAAGAUAUUUACUGUAGUUUGAAUUUGGCAACAAUGUUUCUCUUUUAAAAGUUAGGAAGAAUUUGUGGUUAUAUCAUGUAUUCUCUUUUGUUUGCAAAUUAAAAUCAGCAUGAAUAUAAUAAUAAUCCGAAGAUAUUUUAUUACAUUAGUCAUUAUACUCGAGUCAUUAUACCGGUAUAAAUUAUAUAAAAUUUUCUGUUUCAAAUUAUCAAUCAUAAAACUUGGUUAUAUACUUAUAUGUCAUAUUUUCAGCUACAAACACAUAUUAAAAAGUUAACUAUUAACUUAUUGAGCCACAGUAUGCCUUCUUUUUCUCCUUUUCAUGAAAAAAGUAAUCCUGAUUGUAGUCUGAUUAGAAUGUGAUAUCAAAUAUCAUUGCUGAAAGACCUUUGAUUUACCUAUUAUAGUAAAGCCACGCGUGGUCAAACGAGAGAUUUGAUGAGACUUGAGAAGCAAGAGUUUGCAUGGGAGUUUUCUUAACUUUCAUGGCCUGGUCAUAUCAAACAAGAACAAGAGUUGACAGGCCCCCCCAAAAAUUAUUAGGGUCGGGCAGAAAUCCAUGCGUGAUUCGGGCAAAACAUAAAAAUUGUGGAAAAAUUGUGUUAUGCCCGGAAAUUUUUUGUAUGUGUUUGAAAAUUACAGUAUAUAGGGGAGAUUUUUUUUUCUAUAUCCGGAAAAUUAUUUGUAUGUUUCUGAAAAAUACGGGAUAUUAGAGAAAAUUUUUUGAUAUGUCCGGGAAAAUUUUUUUGGUGACCUCCCCCCCCCUGCUCGCCAAAAGUUUUGUGGAGAAAUAUUAAUUAGCGAUGGUCGGGAAAACUGAUACUGUGCCCCCCCAAACAAGAUUAGGCCCGUAUGCCCAUGCCCAAUUCACUUAAAACUGAUGAGAGUCGAUGAGAGUUGGUGAUCAUAAACGCGAGCUAGCAUUGCAACUCUCAUUCUCGUUUGACAGGGGUUUAAGUGUGCUACAGUCUCACUGAGAUUUAAAGCCUAUAGUAAUUCUAAUUGAAGUGUGGUGCAUGCACCGGCCAGUGAGUAAGGCUUACCCAGCUUUGACCCAGACCUAGCUAGCUGUCACCUCAUUAUUGGCAAAGUGUGUGGCAUAUAUGUAGCUAGCACCAUGCAAUUCCAGUGUGGCAUCUUGGUAUUGCUACCUUGUGUCAUUGCUAAUUUGCUCAUCUGCUAGUAUGGAUGAGCAAAUUAGUAACAGUUAUGACACAAACAGCUAGAGGCUAGCUGGAAGGGACCUGCAGUUGCUUAUUAUAAUUAAACAAGUGAAUUAGCCAUUAUUUGCAUAAGAAAAAGGCCAAUGAUGGUUGUUAGUUUUGAGAGGAACAUAUAUUUGCGCAUAGCUAGGAUCGUUAUGCUCAGAUUUAGUUUCAAUUUGUGCUUAAUUUAUUAAACUAAAGUUGCAAUUAAUAAUAAUAAUAAUUUACCCUACUUUAUUUGAUUUACUCUUUGUAUAACACAAGAUAAUUUAACUCAUGCAUCGAUCAGUGAGAAAGUGCUACCAUUCAAUGGGUUAGCUAUAAUAGAAAGCUAGUAACGUUUUUAAGUUGAACUUAGUAAUGUUGUCUUUUUCAAAGAGUUCUUUGUCAUUAAGUUGCUAUAUAUAUAUACAAAAUUAUUUUUUUAUAUCUGUGGCUAUACAAAACAUUAAUUAACUUCCUUAUCUGAGCCCACAUAUACUUCAAGCUGUUAUUGUUUUUAUUUAAUACAAUUACCAUGGCGAAGGACCUAAACAGUUGUUAUGUUUUGUUGAGGAAUUUUCCAGAAUAAAGAUUGUUUUUGUAUUUGAAUCUUGCAAAACAAUUACAAUUGAAAUGUUAAUUUUGAUAAUUGUAAUAAUAAGACCUGCCUUUUAUAGUCGAUCUAUAUGUGGGAAACAUAUUUUGUGCUAAUUAUAUAAUGGCUGAGUCAAUCAUUUGCUUGUUCUUUUGGCUGAAAAUACAAGUAUAAGCUAGAUGUGCAAAUGAAUUAAACAUUCUACCUCGAUAAAUGCAUAUAAUUUAACCCAUUAAUUAAGUCAAUCAGUGCUCUCCCCUUGACGAGUAAAAUUGCAUCUGGCAGACAGAGUAAAAUAAUAAAGUAGGGUGCAUCAUGGCGCAAUGUGACUCAAUGGGUUAAAUGAGGCAACUUAAGUUGUGUUUGUUUUAGCUAUGUUCCACAAAAAUCUAAUCUAGCUAAGAGAUGAAUUUUGACACUAAGAUUAUUGAAAUUGGUCCAAGAACCAAUCUUCUGGCUGUCUAAAGUAUGGGACUAUCAAACCUAUUAAUAAUUAACACAACUGAUGCACAAUUUCAACCAUUGUUCAUUACGCCGGUGAACCAGAAUGUUUUUAAGCAGCCAUAUAGAUCAAUGUUACUGUAAUAAUGGAUCGAAGUAUGUGUCAAUUAGAGUUCAUCUCUUGAAUAGAUUUUGAUGCCCACUACUAGAGUUGGUAAACCAAUUGCAUAAUUUUUUCCAGGAUAUACUCUGUAUGGAAGCAUAAUUGACACUUCCUUAUCACCCUCUAUAUAGUAUGAUUGAGUGAGAUUUUGCUUAGGAAGCUAACUUUUUGUCGGAAUAGUCAGACAACUUUUGCUAACUUAAGACAAUCCUAGCUCUCCUCAUAUAACAUACCCAGACAUAGACUGCUAGCAGUCCCUCAGGAGAAAGGAGGGACCGCCGACAACACAUCAAAAAACGAAAUUGCCCACUUUUCGCUCUUGUACCCUAUUUAUACCAUAAUUACUAUGUAUCAGAUUUGAUUGACAGACGUAUCGAUUUCGACCAAUGGGAAUUUUGCGUUGUGUGGGCAAUGCGUAUUUCGUUUCUUGUUGUGUUGUCUGCAGUCCCUCCUUUCCUUUUGCAUGCCCGGAAAUAUAAACCUGUGGAAAGGAGGGACCGCUCGCAGUCUAACCCAGACAAGACUCUAGAUAAGCAAUUGUCAUGAAUUUAUUUUUACAGAUUAACUAGUUCGAGAGGUUAUAUAACAGAUGGUGUUGAAAGUUAUCCAGUUUUAUCCAAGCGAAUGUGGUUAAUUGACAGUGGAAAUAGGUAAAAAUUGUUGACUAUUAUACCCUGCUAAGUGCCAGGGUUCUGUAUAAAAGUCCCAUUUUGUGUGCCCAUUAAUUAAGUUGCAUAUUGUGCCGGCUAAUGCAGCCUAGCUAAUUUACUCUGUCUAAUGCCAGAUGAUUUUACUCCCCUCACCGAAAAUUCCUAUAGCUAAGAAAUUUAUUAAGCCUAUGAGAAUUUCAGACUAUUCCAUAGGAAUUCCUGUACAAAUUAUUCUUACAGGAAAUUUUAUUUUUACAGAAAUUCCUAUGGGAAUCUGCAUGGAAGAAAUAUUCCUAUAAGAAUUUGUAUAGGAAAAUUUUUGCAAUGGUCAUCAAGGAGAAAUUAGUGCUGCACGGCAUAUUGCUGCAUGGCACAUGGAUUAAUUGACAUUUGCGUACUAUUUGCAAAAUAUGGACCAAAGUAACAGUGGAUAUUUUUCCCAAUGCAUGUGUGUGCAUAUAAUAUUUCUCAUUCUGUCAUAAGACGUACACACUUAUAAUAAAUUUGAUUUCUGUUUUAGAGUAAAUGCUAGUAUACAUUUUCAAAUAGAGGAAUUUUUCACUGAAUGUAACUGGGAUCAUGUGUAUAUUUUUGAUGGAGACUCAACAGAUUCUUCUCUUUUGGCUGCUUUCAAGUAAGUCAAUUCACAUAAUUAUAUUAAUAUCCCCCCAUUCAUCAGGCCCUUUGUUGGGAUGUUCCUCUGCCCUUUUACUGUUGCAUGGGCGGAUUUACUGGGGGGGGGGGGUUAGGGGGGUUUAACCCCUCCUAGAAUCUCUCUAACCCCUCUAAUAAAGUGUUCAACCCCACCAAAAUUUUGCUUCACCCCUCCUAUUUUGUGUGAAAGGCUUUAACCCAAAUGCCUAACCCCUGCCGAAGCUCAUUGAGUGGUGUCGCUUGCACCCCACCAGAAAUUUUUCUACCCCUCCUUUUAAAUAAAUGAAAAUCCGCCCUUGUACUGUUGCACAAUAGUGCUUGGUGAUCGAAGCCCUCUGGCCAUUAAUGGACAAUUUGCAUGUUAGACUAAAUUUUAAUCUAAGUAAAGAGAAGGGAAUCAAACACCGCAGUUAAAAAGACAAUAAUGAAAUUAGUAAAAUUGCAAAAUUUGGUUGGGAAAUGUUGUAAAAUGCAGAAAAUAUAGCCUUGCAAAGUUUGCAUAUUUUCAGUGUAUUUGUAUUGCGUGCGGAAAUUGUUACCAUUUUCGGCUCGAAAAUGGUAACAAUUUCCGCACGUAUUACAAACAUACUGAAAAUAUGCAACUACUUCGCAAGGCUAUAUUUUCUGUAUUUUACAACAUUUUGUAACCAAAUUUUGCAAUUUUACUGAUUUUAAUAAGUUCUUUACGGGAAUUUACUUUUUUUUGCCUGAAUCAAUAAUUAGUACAUGCAAGUUGUCUAUUAUUCUAACAUACAGUAACCUCUUUCUUUUUCAGUGGCUAUUUGGUAGGAGACGUCAACUCCAGCAGUUAUGGGCGGAUCCCACAAGAAAUUAUUGCCAAGUCGGGAAGAGCAUAUAUUUAUUUUUACAGCGAUCUGGGUGUAGUUCAAUCAGGAUUUAAUAUUUCAUAUAGGUAUAAAUUCAAAUACAAUUUGUUGCAAAUUAAAACAAAUUAUUGGGGUAUGCAUGCAACGCUGUAUUCUGAGGCCAAUUGUAUAAAAAAGUGGUUAAAGUUAACUGCAGUGAGUGUGAAAGUUAACCAAUCAGAAUCGCGUAUUUGAGAGUUAACUACUAUAUAACUACAAAACGGGCAGUCGAAAAGUAGUUUCAGGACAUUGGCAACAAAAAAUAGUUUGUCUCAUCAAAAGAAUUAUAUAUUAAACUCUAUUACCGAUUUGUCAUAUCUUGCUUAGUUCUCGAAAUAUUUAGAUCGAAAUUAAUGAGCUGUCCGCCAUCUUGGACUAAUUCUUGACCUCAUUAACUAUGGUUUUGAUGACGUCAGGAGCUGGGUUAACCAUAUAAAACAACUCUAAAAUGAGCGAGUAACAGUCCAAAAUUGUUUGAAAUGUUUUUAAUCAUUUCGAAAUUUCGGACAGCAACCAGAAACGAAGUUUUGGACCCAUAUUGAUCGCUUAUUCUCAAGAUAAAAAAUUAGCGUGACCCCUCUCUUGACGUACCAUGCAUAUCCUCAAUAAGGCAAGGUUUUUAGCUAGAAUGUCAAAACCAGCCUUCCAAAAAAUAUCGUGGGUGUGGCGAUCUAUUUUUAUGGCUAUUUAUAAAAUACCACCGCUCACUGUCCUUUGUUUAAUAUGUUUCAGAAUAUUAGACAACUGUCCUUGCCUCAAUGGUAAAUGUAACACAGCUGGUCUGUGUGUCUGUGACGUAGGCUGGACAGGUAGUCUUUGUGAUGUACAAAAGAAUUGUUCAUGUAUAAAUGGUGCAUGUAAUCAAACAUUUGGAAACUGUGUCUGCAAUGAUGGCUUCGCAGGUACGCAACUUCAUUCUCACUCGUAUACAACAAGCAGUCAUAAUUAAUAGUGAUUGCCGACAUAUGAGUCACGAUUUAGGAACAGUUACUAUUUUUAGACUUUUAGGGUUAGAAUUAGGGUUUGGAUUAGGGAAAGGGUUAGGAUUAAGAUUAGGGUUAGGAUUAGAGUAAGGGUUAGGUUUAGGGCUGGGAUUAAGAUUAGGGUUAGUUAGGAUUAAGAUUAGGAUUAAGAUUAGGGUUAGGAUUAAGAUUAGGGUCAAGAUUAGGGUUAGGAUUAGAGUAAGGGUUAGGUUUAGGGUUGGGAUUAAGAUUAGGGUUAGUUAGGAUUAAGAUUAGGAUUAAGAUUAGGGUUAGGAUUAAGAUUAGGGUUAGGAUUAGAAUGAGGGUGAGGAUUAGGGUAAAGUUUAAAAUAAAAGAGAAUACGAAAUUACAAAAGUCUAAAAGUAGUAACUCUUGCUAAAAUGUAGACUUGCCACAAGUCGGCCUCGAACGACACGCGAGCAGCGAGCGCGAGUGACGAAGUCGCUCGCGCUCGCUGCUCGCGUUUCGUUCAAGGUCGACUUGUGGCAAGUCUAGCUAAAAUGUGACAGGUAUAAUUACCGAUUAUUCAUGCCCCGAUCUACUCGAUACCAAUGCCGAUACCGAUUUUAUAAUGACGUCAUAAUAUCAUUACACCAAGUAAAGGUGACGUCAUUCAUGUCGAUAAUUUCCAAGGUAACAUGUUACUGCAAUCAAAGAUCGUUAACAUCAUUAAUAAAUGGCACGCUUCACACACUAAUUUAACAUAUUGCGUUAAAACGCAACAUGUAUCAACGUGCAAUGCAUAUAAUUUUUAAAGUGCGUAUUUUCUAAACGAUCGGUUUUAGACAAUCGGAAAUAUAGAUAAUUCUACCGAUUCCGAUUGUCUACCGAUAAGGCAAAAACGGCCCGACACCGAUUAUCGGUCAUCGGUUCGAACUUUCUAGCAAGUAUACAUUUACAAAAUUUUCGUUGAACAUUUCGUUGACAUUGGCAAAAUUUUCGUUGAACGUUUUCGUUUCUUAUUUUCUUUCUUGUGUCCAAAGAACAAUCAUGCAGUGCAGUCUUCAAACAACAAGUUCUUUUACUCUUUAUUGUCUGAUACCGUAAAUUGUUUCUUUGCCUGGCGUUUGCCGUUUGGCGUAUAAACGCGAAGCUUAAACUCUCUGAUAACUCACUCAUGUAUUUAUGAGGUCCGUGUAUCCAAAAAUGCGCCUGAGACACUUUGCGAAAUAUGGGGGAGUUUAGGUUACCUGGCCAUAUUACGUUAUGUACCACCUAAUAUGCUUAUUCGUAGUCUGUCAAUACUAUCAUGGUUGUGUAAUUAAUGUUACAGCUUUGUUACAUGGUUAUUCAGCUAGCAUACAAAGGCUAUCAGGGUGAUCCCCUCCGCCUCUCCUACACGCGUAAAAACGCUCAGGUUGAUGCAAUACUGAUGAAAACAGGAUUGGACGAUGUUUUGCUGCCAACAUUGUUCAUAGCUGUCAACAAUAUUGAACAAUAUUGUUACAUCCGAUUCAGGCUCAACAACAUUGUUCAAUAUUAUUGACAAGUGUGAACAACGUGGGCAGCAAAACAUUGUUCAGUCCUGUUGAGCAACGGGCUCGGCGUUUUUUGCCGUGUAGUGUCCGCCACUUAGUAGCGAUGAUGAUUCCACCAUACGGGUUGUUAAGUCAAAUUCACAUUCAUUUUCGGUUGUUUAUAAACUCGUGUGUAUGUUUUGUAGGCAAUGAUUGUAGUCAGCCAAUCACCUCCUCUUUUUGGACCAGUAUAAAAACGAAGAAUUCAGGUGUGUAGAUGAACUUAAAGACAAAUUUUAGAUAUAUUAAAAUCCGACGUAAACUUUGGCGCUAUUUCUGAAGCUUGUACAAUGCGCAAAUUCCAAUCUUGCAGUAGAUCCAAUUUUGAUUAUGUUCCAAAUUGUUUCCUUUCAAGUUUUAAUUCGGAGCAUGCAUUGUUCCUCUGCAGGUGCUGAAAUUUCUCCGCGGUCAUCUCAUGCAGCAGCGAUCAUAGGGGAUCAUAUGUGGGUCUAUAAUGGAUACAGAUUUUCACACCCUGGACAUGGGGCCCAUAGAAACUUGUACAGGUAAAACAUUUGUUGCAAUUAUUUGCAGUUUACUUCCUUACUGUUUCGCUUGCUUUUCAUUUGACUGUAACCUGCAUGAGAUGAACAUCUUGUUGACGGCUUGUUCGCAGACUUGUUACAAGAUGUGAGAUUUUUGCGUGUGUACAGUAUUGCAAACACAUCUUGUUGACAAGUUGUUGGAAUAGCAUUGUCACAACUUGUUAACAAGCUUGCUACAAACUUGUUGAGGAGACAUCUUGUUGACAAGUUGGAACAGCAUUGCCACAACUUGUUAACAAGCUUGCUACAAACUUGUUGAAGAGACAUCUUGUUGACAAGUUGGAACAGCAUUGUCACAACUUGUUAACAAGCUUGCUACAAACUUGUUGAGGAGACAUCUUGUUGACAAGUUGGAACAGCAUUGUCACAACUUGUUAACAAGCUUGCUACAAGCCUGUUGAGGAGACAUCUUGUUGACAAGUUGUUGGAACAGCAUUGUCAUAACUUGUUAACAAGCUUACACACGUAAAAACGCACAAGUUUGUUACAAGUCUGUUCACAAGCUGUUAACAGGAUGUAUUCGCACUGCUUGUCACAGGUUGUCAACAGGUUUGGAACAACUUGUUGACAACUUGUAACAACCUUGUUGAAAUUAUCAGACUUGUUGCAAGGUUGUUCUGACAAGUCUGUGACAUGCUUGAUAUAACAAGAUUGUUACAACCUUGUGUUGACAACCUUGUAACAUCCUUGUUCUAUCAUGGCUGUAACAAACUUGUUAGCACAAUCUUGUAACAAGGCUGAUAAUGCCAUCGAGCUUGUUACAAGUUGUUAACAGCUUGUUUCAAACUUGUUACAACAAACUGGGAACAAGCAGUGCGAGCACAAUUUGUUGACAGCUUGUGAACAGACGUGUAACAACUUGCUUGCAGACUUGUUACAAUUUGUGCGUUUUUACGUGUGUACUACAAGCCUGUUGAGGAGACAUCUUGUUGACAAGUUGUUGGAACAGCAUUGUCACAACUUGUUAACAAGCUUGCUACAAACCUGUUGCGAAAAAUCUUGUUGACAAGUUGUUGGAACAGCAUUGUCACAACUUGUUAACAAGCUUGCUACAAACCUGUUGCGAAAAAUCUUGUUGACAAGUUGUUGGAACAGCAUUGUCACAACUUGUUAGCAAGCUUGCUACAAACCUGUUGAGGAGACAUCUUGUUGACAAGUUGUUGGAGCAGCACUGUCACAACUUGUUAGCAAGCUUGCUACAAACCUGUUGAGGAGACAUCUUGUUGACAAGUUGUUGGAGCAGCAUUGUCACAACAUGUUAGCAAGCUUGCUACAAGCCUGUUGAGGAGACAUCUUGUUGACAAGUUGUUGGAGCAGCACUGUCACAACUUGUUAGCAAGCUUGCUACAAACCUGUUGCGAGAAAUCUUGUUGACAAGUUGUUGGAACAGCAUUGUCACAACUUGUUAACAAGCUCGCUACAAACCUAUUGCAAACACAUCUUGUUCACUCCCUUGGAGAAGCAUUUAAGGUAUACUUCAACUUAGCUUAAGUCUCGUUUACACUUGUGAUUGUCUUCUUUUCAUCGAUGUGAACGAGUAGAUAAGUUACGAUUGUUGUUGUGAGAUGUCUUCAUGUUAAAUUAACUACCCCUAUGACAAGAACAUCUACGUUGCAAUGGCCAACUACAGGUCAUGUUAACAUUAAAACUUGUAGUUGAACUGUGAACCAGAGUAUGGCGGGUACUAGACGUCAGAUUCAGUUUCUCGUGCAAGUUCAUUGCAAAGCAGAUUUAACGGAAACGAUUUUUAAAACUAAUAAACUCAAUCGUCUACUGCAGAUACCAUCUUAAGGACAAGACGUGGACGAGUUUGCCUCAGGAAGAGGACGAUUACACAUGGGGUCAUUCUAUGGUCGCGUAUCAGGUUCGUCGCAAUUUAAUAAAAUAACACUCCUGCACCAGCCCUAUAGGCCCAUUGCACUAACGUCACAAAUCCUUAGAAUGUCCUCCAGAUGCUCCCUAACAAUAUCUGUUCGGGUACAACAACCACAUACGGCGCAAAAAUUAACCAUUUUAAUACAAAAUUAUUAUAAAGUUUUACAAAAUUUGCUUUGUUUACAAAGGUUAUAUUCUGCAUAGAUUGCUAAUUUGUCCUCCAGAUGCAUCGUCGCCGGCGCUGUGACGUCAUGUGCAAUGGGUCUAUAGGGCGACCCCUUAUAGCGUUCUACAAUAAGCAGCCGUGUGGACGUUUCGAGCCAAGGCCCGUCUUCAGGGCAUUUCAAACCUCAUGACCUAGGGUUUAACUGGAAACAUCGAUGUAUUUAAAUAAUUUACUUUUUUCAUUGGAGAUAUCGUAUGUAAUAGUCAAGUCACUUUGAGUAUAGUAAGAGCUUGACUACGUAUAGCGGUAAGGCGCAGCGCGAUGUCAUUCUUUAAGAGUUUAUCAUUAGAUAGCUUAAGAUCUACGAUGUCGACGUCAUCUAGGACGUCGGGGCUAAGCAGAGGACUGGGACUAGGACGUCGUCCUAAAUAAAUAAACUUCCACUUAAGAGUCACGACGUAGACAUUUAAACUAUAAAUAUUUACAUCCAUUUGAAAAUGAAUUUAAAAGAGACGUGUGAAUUCAUUACCGUUUGUUGUGCUCUUGUAUCCACGACGGUAAAACUCUUGUUGUGAGGUUGUCGACGUUUGGUAGAUGACGAGCAAAUUGAAAGAGACACAUGCACACUUCAAAAACUAUUAUCAUUUUACUUCCGCUUGCCGCCCUAGAUAGUUUACGUCGUAGAUACUCGAGCUAUCGACUUUUUUAGGACGACGUCCUAGUCCCAGUCUGCUGCUAAGCCCUGACGUCCUAGCUGACGUCGACGUUGUAAAUCUUAAGCUAUCUAUUAAUUGUAGUUUAAUUUUUUUACAGGGCAAGCUGAUUGUAUUUGGCGGUGAAAGAGAAGAUCAUGUGAUCGUGAAUACAUUGGCGGUGUUUGAUACCAACUCAAGUAAAUGGAGUCGUCCUCCUUCUUUAAACUCCACGCACAUUGCGGUGACUGGUCACACAGCUACGUUAGUAGAGGAUAAAAUGAUCGUUAUCUUUGGUUUAAGUGUGCAUGGGUUGUUUCCUGGUGUACAAGAAUACGAUAUUGGUAAGAUAUACACAAAUCAUAUAGUAUAUAUAGACUAAGUUCUUUGUAGAAAUAGAAAACAUACGAAUCUUCUCAUUUUAUGGGAACGACCUGAGACUGCAAUCACGGCUUCAAUUUUUGAAUUUCAGACUAAUUAGAUGCUCUAUCUAGUGUAUAUAAGAUAUCUAUGACCUUAACCCCCAAUUCAAUGCUCUUUGCAUGAAACAUAUACUAGGGAUAUGUGGUUAUCAAACAAUGUCAACGUUGACGAAGUUACCUUAAAGAUCUCAACUAGUUUGGUCCAGGAUUGUAGAGCUUGCGUACUUUAUCAAACAAAUUGAAAGAGCCUAAUCAGGGCCAAGAGCGCUGCACCGGACUCACAGGACCGCAGGUUCGAUUCCAGGCUUUCCAGCCAGAGGUCCGAUAGUUGCAUUUUUCACAACUGCCCUGGUUAGGUCUAAAUAAAUGUAUAAUUCCACUCGAAAUUACCAUCUACAAAUCCCUUCAGUAUUUAGUUAUAUCGAAUGAGAUGUCCAAAAUCGUGGUAAAGAGGGGUAAACCUUUGCUUUCUGACAUCAUUUUGAGUGCUGCAAAGACAUUAAAAAACAACAAAUCUGCUUAUUCCGACAAGAUAAAAAACGAAAUGCUGAAGCAUAGCGUCAAAAUAUUACUUAAAUUAUACCAUAAACUUUUUAACCUCGUUUUAAAAACAGGGCAUUUCCCAGAUCAAUGGUGUGAAGGUCUCAUUACGCCAAUUUUUAAGUCAGGAGAUAAAACUGACCCCAAUAACUACAGAGGAAUUUGCGUGACUAGCUGUCUCAGUAAAUUCCUUUGUACUAUUUUAAAUCAACGGUUAAGUAAAUUUAGCAUUGAUAGAAACAUAAUUCACCCCUCCCAAAUCGGAUUCCAGUCAGGCCACAGAACAGCUGACCACAUUUUCGUCUUAAAAACAAUAAUUGAUAAACACAUAAAUCAGAAAAACGAAAAAAUAUAUGCAUGCUUUGUUGACUUUAAAAAAGCCUUUGACUCUGUUUGGGCGGCACGAAGGCCUAUUUUUAAAACUGCUUGAGAACAAAAUUGAUGGUCAUUUUUACAACCUUAUUAAAAGUCUAUAUUCAAGCUCUAAAUGCGCCGUAAAAGAAAGUAAAAUAAAUCGAACUGAAUUUUUCUCUUACUCCAAAGGAGUGCGUCAAGGGUGUAUUUUGAGCCCCCUUUUAUUUAAUAUCUAUAUAAACGAAUUAGCAACAUUAUUUGAUAAUACAGCUGCCGAUCCAUUUAUACUACCAAAUGGGACUAAACUGAGCUGCCUUCUAUAUGUCGAUGACUUAAUUUUAUUAUCUCGAUCAAAAUUCGGCCUACAAAAAUCUCUAGACGAUCUCCAUUGUUGGAGAAAAAAAUGGCUUAUGGAGAUAAAUUUGAAGAAAACACAAAUAAUGAUAUUUGAAAAAAGAAAAACAAGAAAAGCAAGACCAAUUUUUAAUCUUGGAAAUCGGAACAUAAAAAUCGUACAGGAAUCACAAUGGUAAUUUUACUCUAGCUCUAAAACAACUAAGCGAAAAAGCCUUGCAUGCUCUAUACGGUAUAAGAAGACAGCUCAAUUUCAGCCAUCUCAAUCCCAAAUAUGCCAUUAAAAUAUUUGAUUCAAUUAUAACUCCUAUCCUACUAUACAACUCGGAAGUAUGGGGGACAUACGUGAAAAAUGAUUUCAACAAUUGGGAUAAAUCACCAAUUGAGAAGGUUCAUCUUAAGUUCUGUAAAAUUUACCUCGCUAUCAGUAGGAAAGCAAGUAACAUUGCCUCCAGAGCUGAGCUUGGAAAACUCCCUCUCAUCAUUAACGUAUUCAAAAGGGUCUUCAAAUACAUCACUCACUUAAACUCGCUUCCCCAAACAACCAUUGCGAAGCAAGCUUUUCUAAUCUCGAAAGAUCUACACUCCAAGCAGAAAAUAUCUUUUUACGGAAAUGCAAUGGAUACUAUCAAAAAUUUAAAUCUAAAUGAAGAAAUCCUUAAUUUAGAAGCCAUAACGACUGAACAUAUUAAAACUAUUACCAAAACCCUUGAGGAAAAAUACUUAACAUUUUGGAAACAUAAACUUGAAAAUUCAUCCAAACUGACUUUCUACUCAACGUUCAAAACGGACCACAACCUCGAAAACUACCUAGUAUUUAUAAAAGAUCCAUACAAAAGAAGAUGUCUUUCAAGACUAAGAGUCAGCAACCAUGACCUCCAAAUUGAGAUCGGGCGCUAUCAAAAUAUACCCCGUGAAGAACGCUUAUGUAAAAUCUGCAAUUCAGGAGAGGUGGAAAAUGAAACCCAUCUCCUCCUCUCUUGCAAAGCCUAUGAGCAAUCUCGUGCAAACCUUCGAAGUUCAUUAGAGAAUGCUUCAUCUGACCAGAUUAAUCUAAACUCUCAAACUCUAUCAGCGGACCUAAUGAAAUCAACUGAUAGUGAAAUCAUUACCAAACUUUCAAAAUUUGUUUAUUCAUGUUUCAAGCAAAGACUUAAAUACCUUGAAACCAGGAAUGCGGAUUAGCAAAGGUUGUAAUAACCACCUUAUUUGUAAAUAGCAUACUUGUCUUCUUUCUUUCCUCUUAAUUUUUCUUAAUAUUGUAUUAGUCUAUUAUAAAUCAUUCCACAAAUAGUAAUCUGUAAUAGUCCUAGUUUAUCAUAGUUUCUUCUAUAUAUUGUUUGUAAUGCUUUAGCAAUACUGUAAAUUUAUGGUCAUGCUAAUAAAGCUAUUAAUUACCAUCAUCUUUAGGCAAAUCAACAUGGCAGGUUAUUAAAUCCAAGUCUGCUCUUGGUGUUGCACGACAUGGUCACACAAGUGUUUAUGAUCCAUUCUCGAAAAGAAUCUAUGUGUAUGGUGGUGUAACCAUGGCAACGCCGUCAUCUUUUGCCCCUUCGGAUAGCUUGACGGCUUAUUAUCCACAUUCUAGAACCUGGUAGGUUUAUGAAUAUCUCAAUGUGGGUGGUAUAUAUUCAAUAGUAAACUGUCAUUUCAGCAAUGUGUAUAAAGCUUUACAUUUGUUCUACAACUAUAUAAGCUUAUUGAGGGAACUCUUUAAUUUCGCCCCCCCCCCUAACCCUCUCCCCCACCCCCAGGGUUUAUGCUCCUGUAUACAUGUCACAGAUUAACACAAGCACUUUUCUUUAACCGGUAUACAGUGGUAAAAACUUAAUCUUCAAUAGACAAAUUGCAUGUUAGACUAAUUUUUUAUCUGAGCAAAAAAAAGUAAAUUCCCGUUUACAACAUUUCGCAAGUUUGAAUAUUUUGUAUAUGUUUGUAUUACGUGCGGAAAUUGUUACCAUUUUUGAGCCGAAAAUGGUAACAAUUUCCGCACGUAAUACAAACAUAUACAAAAUUUGGAAACUUUGCAAGGCUAUAUUUUACAAGCUUUACAACAUUUCGCAACCAAAUUUUCCAAUUUUACUAAUUUCAUUAUGUUCUGUUUAGCUGUGGUGCAUGAUUCCCUUCUCUUUACUUCGAUCAAAAUUUAGUCUAACAUGCAAGUUGUCCAUUGAAUUUUGAAACCAAUCAAUCUUUCGAUCUCCGUAAUUGUAUUUUUCGCAAUAUGUUUUGAAGAAGUUGUGGUAAAUGUGAAUAACGAACUGUAAUGAAAUUGUAAAUGGAAGGGGGCGUGUAAGUGCUCUCCUACUAAUACUCAAUCUUCCGAAAAAUGGUAGUAGACUUAAAUGUUCGUUUUGAUCCCUACAUGUAGCUAAUCGACGGCUUCCAGGCAAAGGAUUUUCUCUCAAAUUUUCUUGAUCUCUUUUAGUUACGACCGUAUUUAUUGUCUGAAUAGACCUUUCCCCUUAUAACCAAAAUUUUGAUCUAGGCAAGUCUAGACAAAUAUUUCAUCACAGCUUGAAAGAGCAUCACAAGAUUAGUAAUAUUCCAAAGUUUCGUUGCGAAAUGUUGUAAAAUGAGGAAAAUAGAGCCUUGCAAAGUUUGCAAUUUUCAGUCAUUUUGCAUUACAAACGGGAAAUUGCAGCCCCAACACCCGAAUCGGAUGUCAAUUUCCCGUUUGUAAUACAAAAUGACUGAAAAAUGGCAAACUUCGCAAGGCUAUAUUAUCCGCAUUUUACAAGAUUUUGCAACAAAACGUUGGAAUAUUACUGAUUUUGUGAUGCUCUUUCAAGCUGUGAUGAAAUUUUUGUCUAGAUCGAAAUUUUAGUUAUAAGGGGAAAGGUCCAUUACUGGACACCGCUCUUUGAAUGACAGUUUCCAAUGAUAUAUUUUUUCUCUCCAAUACGGACGCUUUGGAUUAUUUUUCUUUAGGAUUACUUUGGCUUCAAGCGAAUUUCGUCAGACUCUUCAUUCAGCAGUGAUACUUGAUCGUAUGAUGAUUGUGUUUGGAGGCAAUCCUUAUGUUAAUAAAGAUAGCAUAAACGUGAAAUGUCAUACAACCAAAUUGCACGUUUAUGAUCUCGGUGAGUUAUUGCGCUUGCUUGCUGUACAAUAAAGUAGGAAACAAAUUCCAAGUAGAAGUUCCAUCUUGAAACUUAAUAAGAAGUUCCAUCUUGAUACUUAAGUAGAGCAAGAGGACACAAUAUUCAACAGUGAUAUUUCGAAUUUAUUGCAUAUUCAUCAUCAGACGUCUGACGAUGAAUUUGCAAUAAAUUCAAAAUGUCACUGUUGAAUAUUGUGUCCUCUUGCUUUACUUAAAUAUUAAGUUUUAAUAUGGAACUUCGAUUUUGAGUUUGUUUCCAACUAUAUUUCAUGAAGAUUUUAGCUGGAUUUUUUUUCUAUUUUCAAUCAUUGACAAAAUAUAUUCGGGCAACUGGAAAAACAUUGUCAAAAUAGCCAAAUAUACCCCUCACCUCCCCGCUAAUCAAUGUUGCUGUGACAUGUUUUUAUUGAGAACGUGUGGCACUGUUUAUUUAUGAUACAAUACCAUAAAACAACAUUGUUAUAGGAGGGGGGGGAUGAGGAGGGGGUGAGGAGGCUGGUGCCUACAGAUGGUGGGAUGAGGAGGCCGGGUGCCUACAGAUGCUUUACUGCCCGAAGGGUUUUGUCAGCGAUAUUGUAGCUUUAUUUUAAAAAAAUGAAUCUUUUUUUAUUGCUACAGUAUAAAGCAUUUUAAAAAUUAUGAAUCUUUCCUUUUUAGCUUGUCAGAAGUGGUAUUCUGAAGACUUGCCACAAAUUGCCCAAACCUUGGCCCGUUACGGUCACACUGCAGUCGCCAAAGGAAGGUUGGUAUUUCUUAGUCACCUUGGUCAAUUAUCUUGUCUUGUUGAGUAAGUAAGCCCUGGUC